Messenger RNA from Camelina sativa (false flax), 907 nucleotides. The record is from RefSeq and is a predicted model, not a curated record. NCBI's taxonomy places the organism in Eukaryota, Viridiplantae, Streptophyta, Magnoliopsida, Brassicales, Brassicaceae.
CAUACUGUAAACAGUUCUCAAACAAAUCAUGUACUAUCUCCCCACUUCUUGUCUGGUCUUGUUCUUCCUCUUCUUUUUAUUCCACCCUCUUCCUUGUGUUCUAAGUAAAGAAGACCUUGGGUGGUGUGAGGCUCUGUUCCAAUAUGGUAAUCUCACUGCUGGGUUCCCCUUCUGGGGUGGGAAUCGUCCCAAAUCUUGCGGUCAUCCCUUGCUGGAGCUUCACUGCCUCAAAAACAUCACCUCUCUAAGCAUCUCGAACCAUGAGUACAACGUUUUCCAUAUAGAUCAAACAUAUAAUACCCUUAGACUUGCUAGAACAGACCAUCUAGGUUCUUUUUGUUCGGCUGGAUUCAAUACCACAACCUUCCCCCGCGAGAUCUUUAAGCUUUUCCCAACAUAUAAGAGCCUCACUGUCUUAUACCAUUGUGAUCCUAAGCUAUCUUACCGCUCAAGUUAUACAUGUCCAGAUCUAGGUCUUUUCUCAAUGUCCCAAAGCCUUGAUUACAAGUACUCCUGCCAAGAUAGUUUCAUAGUUAACGUUCCAACGAGUUUUGUUCCCGAGGAGAAAGAGUUAAAUUUGACCAAUUUGGAAAGUGCUCUACGAGAAGGGUUUGAGAUGAAGCUGGUGAUCAAUGAGAUACCAUGUCAAGAAUGUUCAUCCACUCAUGGAAUCUGUGGUUACAGCAGUACCACACAGAUUUGCUGCAACGUAACCUCACCAUCUGGUGGAGUUAGUUGCCUACCACAACCUCAACCUAGUGGCGACGUUGCAGUGAAAGGUUUAGCUGCGGAAAUCUGCGAGAUCUCUACUACCCCUUUUGGAUACCUGGCAGAGAAUACUGUGGUCACCCUGACUUCAAACUCGACUGUAGAGGAGAAUUGGCAGAGCUUAAUAUCGCCUCAGUGA